Anthonomus grandis grandis is the source of this 2697-nucleotide messenger RNA. It is a transcript of the gene Afg3l2, whose product is annotated as AFG3-like protein 2. Bases 107 to 2473 code for a protein of 788 amino acids. Gene Ontology annotation, molecular function: ATP binding; ATP-dependent peptidase activity; ATP hydrolysis activity. The record is from RefSeq and is a predicted model, not a curated record. Gene Ontology annotation, cellular component: m-AAA complex; membrane. Lineage: Eukaryota; Metazoa; Arthropoda; Insecta; Coleoptera; Curculionidae. Gene Ontology annotation, biological process: protein-containing complex assembly; mitochondrial protein processing. The transcript has 16 exons.
AGUAAUCACUCCCAAUUCCAAAAUUAAGGUUAGAUUCAAGCAGAUUUUUUGAGACGAUUUGAAGGGAUGUUAUUUUUUUGAGAAAACCCCUUUUUAAAGUACAACUAUGGCAUACCGGAUUCUGGGCACCACCAAGAAAUUAGAAAAUCUGGUCUGGAAAACUUUUAAACCCAAUACAAACGUCUCCCGGAAUAGUUCCACAACUAUAAGAAAGGCUAUAUUAAGAGAAUGGAGGCUCUUUUGUGAAAAACCACCCAAGGGUUUUGAGAAGUAUUUCAAAGAAGGCAAACCAGCCAGCAAGGAUGCAAAACCUGAAGCAAAAGAAGCUAAGGAUACUAAAGGUAAAGAAGCCAAACCUGCACAAAAAGAGCCUCCUCCAUCUAGACCUUCAUUAAGUAGUCCAGGUGAUAAAAAACCUUAUGAUCAGUGGUCUUUUGGACUGUUUGGAGGCACUGGAAGCAGGGGUAGUGGUGGUAAACCAUUUGGAGAAACCGACCCAGGAAAAUGGUAUGUUCUAGGAGCAGUAGCCAGUAUAACCUUUUUAGGCACUUUAAUGAUGUGGGAAAUGGGUUACAAAGAAGUGUCCUGGAAGGAUUUUGUGUACAAUUACCUUACUAGAGGUGUGGUCGAGAAGCUGGAAGUUGUAAACAAAAAAUGGGUUAGAGUAAGACUUGCUCCAGGUACUACUGUGGAAGGAAAUGGGGCAAGUACUAUUUGGUUUAACAUCGGCAGCGUUGACUCGUUUGAACGAAAUCUAGAAAAUGCUCAAAUAGAAAUGAACAUUGAACCACAGAAUUUUGUUCCUGUCAUAUACAAAACUGAAGUAGAAGCUGCCAGCCUUACAGGUCUUUUACCUUCCUUGUUGAUUAUCGGGUUUUUAAUAUGGAUGAUGCGCAGAUCUGCGGAAAUGAUGGGCGGAAGAAGAGGCAAGAGAGGCGGCGGUUUGUUUGGCGGAGUUAUGGAAAGUACUGCCAAGCUAAUAAACUCAAAUGAAAUUGGGGUUAAAUUUAAAGACGUAGCUGGUUGUGAAGAAGCCAAAAUUGAAAUUAUGGAGUUCGUUAAUUUCUUGAAAAAUCCCCAGCAAUAUAUUGAAUUAGGGGCAAAAAUUCCGAAAGGCGCGAUGUUAACAGGUCCUCCUGGUACUGGUAAAACUUUAUUGGCAAAGGCAACCGCCGGUGAAGCAAAUGUGCCUUUCAUUACCGUAUCCGGUUCGGAAUUUUUGGAAAUGUUCGUGGGCGUAGGCCCUUCUAGAGUCAGAGAUUUGUUUGCUAUGGCCAGAAAACACGCUCCUUGCAUUUUGUUUAUAGAUGAAAUUGAUGCAGUAGGCAGAAAACGUGGCGGACGAUCGUUUGGGGGCCAUUCAGAACAAGAAAACACUCUAAAUCAACUGUUGGUGGAAAUGGACGGUUUCAAUACCACCACCAAUGUAGUAGUUUUAGCGGCUACUAAUCGGAUUGAUAUUUUGGACAAGGCCUUACUUAGGCCUGGACGGUUCGAUAGGCAAAUUUUCGUUCCGGCGCCUGAUAUUAAAGGGAGAGCCAGUAUUUUUAAGGUGCAUUUAGCCAAUUUAAAGACCGACCUGGAUAAAACCGAUUUGGCAAGAAAAAUGGCCGCUCUAACGCCCGGCUUUACGGGUGCCGAUAUUGCCAAUGUGUGCAACGAGGCUGCUUUGAUAGCAGCCAGGGAUCUAAAUGAUAAAAUUAUCAUGAAACAUUUUGAGCAAGCAAUUGAAAGAGUUGUGGCGGGUAUGGAAAAGAAAACGAAUGUACUUUCUCCAGAAGAGAAGAAAACUGUUGCUUAUCAUGAGGCCGGACAUGCAGUUGCCGGAUGGUUUUUGGAGCACGCAGAUCCACUUCUGAAGGUUUCAAUUAUUCCUCGAGGUAAAGGUCUGGGAUAUGCACAGUACUUACCAAAAGAUCAGUAUCUUUACUCCAAGGAGCAACUAUUUGACAGAAUGUGCAUGACGCUCGGUGGAAGAGUAUCCGAAGAGUUAUUCUUUGGUAGAAUUACGACCGGGGCUCAGGAUGAUUUAAAGAAAGUAACGCAGAGUGCGUAUGCCCAAAUUGUACAUUAUGGUAUGAAUGAAAAAGUGGGUAACAUAAGUUUUGAUAUGCCAAGGGAAGGUGAGAUGAUGAUCGAAAAACCAUAUUCAGAGGAAACAGCGCAACUUAUUGACGUUGAGGUAAGAAAGUUAAUAGACUCUGCCCACACCAGGACCAGGCAGCUCCUAACAGAACACAAAGAACAGGUAGCGAAAGUAGCGGAAAGGUUGUUAAAGCAAGAAAUAAUUAGCAGGGAUGACAUGAUCGAUCUCUUAGGCAAAAGACCAUUCCCCGAAAAAUCCACUUAUGAAGAAUUCGUAGAAGGGACCGGGUCGUUCGAAGAAGACACCACACUUCCAGAAGGUCUUAAAGAGUGGAACAAGGAAAGAACCAAGACGGAACCAUCGACAGAAACUAAAGCUCCCGCAUAAUUUGACUUUAACGUGAGUGAGUGUAAAUUUUCUGAUCACCGUCGAUUAUCGCUUUAAUAUUAAGUUAGGAAUGUAAACAAAUAAAGUUACAUUUCUUUUUCAAAUAGUACCAUUGGUAAGAAGUAAUUAUACAACAUUGACAUUUUUAACAAUUCGCCUAAAUGUGAUAUUAUUUCUACAGGAGAAAUUUGUUGUCGAUUAAUGAAUAAAGUUGUUAAAAAUUA